GGCUUCAUUUGCUGUCUGUCACUGGGACCGAGAGUGCCGCGAGAAAGCAACGGCCAAGGACGGGGCGCUGCGUUCGAGCUACCCAAUGCUGGGACUAUCUGCAGCCGCUGCUGGUGCAAUAUGCUGGAGCUCCAGAACAGCUAAACGGAGUCGCCACACCGCUGCCUGGGCUGGAUCGCAGCGCUGCCUUUCCUUAUGAAGAAGACACAAGUGAGUAGGGCACGCCCGGGAGGAGCUCGGAGGCUUUCCAAGAAAAUCGCUCCGGGAGCCCCGGGGAGCCCGGCGCGCCCUGGGACCGGCAACCCGGCCAUGUGGGGCUGCGCCCUCCCGACUUGGAUUAUCACUUGCAUUUAUCUUCAACUGCUCCUAUUUAAUCCUCUCGUCAAAACCAAGGAGAUCUGCGGGAAUCCUGUGACUGAUAAUGUAAAAGACAUUACAAAACUGGUGGCAAAUCUUCCAAAUGACUAUAUGAUAACCCUCAACUAUGUCGCCGGGAUGGAUGUUUUGCCUAGUCAUUGUUGGCUACGAGAUAUGGUAAUACAAUUAUCACUCAGCUUGACUACUCUUCUGGACAAGUUCUCAAAUAUUUCUGAAGGCUUGAGUAAUUACUCCAUCAUAGACAAACUUGGGAAAAUAGUGGAUGACCUCGUGGAAUGCAUGGAAGAAAACGCACCGAAGAAUGUAAAAGAAUCUCCGAAGAGGCCAGAAACUAGAUCCUUUACUCCUGAAGAAUUCUUUAGUAUUUUCAAUAGAUCCAUUGAUGCCUUUAAGGACUUUAUGGUGGCAUCUGACACUAGUGACUGUGUGCUCUCUUCAACAUUAGGUCCCGAGAAAGAUUCCAGAGUCAGUGUCACAAAACCAUUUAUGUUACCCCCUGUUGCAGCCAGCUCCCUUAGGAAUGACAGCAGUAGCAGUAAUAGGAAAGCCGCAAAGUCCCCUGAAGACUCGGGUCUACAAUGGACAGCCAUGGCAUUGCCGGCUCUCAUUUCACUUGUAAUUGGCUUUGCUUUUGGAGCCUUAUACUGGAAGAAGAAACAGUCAAGUCUUACAAGGGCAGUUGAAAAUAUACAGAUUAAUGAAGAGGAUAAUGAGAUAAGUAUGUUGCAACAGAAAGAGAGAGAAUUUCAAGAGGUGUAAUUGUGGACCCAUCAACAUUGUUACCUUCGCACAGUGGCUGGUAACAGUUCAUGUUUGCUUCAUAAAUGAAGCAGCCUUAAACAAAUUCCUAUUCUGUCUCAAGUGACAGACCUCAUCCUUACCUAUCCUUGCUCCCCGUGACCUUGUGUGGAUGAUUCAGAUGUUGGAGCAGAGUCCUUCGCUGUGAAACCUGCACUGAAUUAUCAUCUGUAAAGAAGAACCUGCACGGAGCAGGACUCUGGAGGUUUGGCAAGUGAUGAUAGGGACAAGAACAUGUGUCCAGUCUACUUGCACCGUUUGCAUGGCUUGGGAAAUGUCUGAGUGCUGAAAACCCAUCCAGCUUUGUUCUUCAGUCACAACCUGCAGCCUGUCAUUAAUUAUGGUCUCUGCAGGUAGAUUUCAGCCUGGAUAGUGGGGAGAAUUUUUUUUUUCACAAAGGGAUGUAGAAAACAAUUUAAAAAACAAAACAAAACAAUAACUCCGUAGCAUCAGCCACUGUAUGGAGUUGAAAGCCAUGGGGAGUAUUUUUUUUUUCUUUUGAGCAGGCUCAUUCGCUCUGUAGUUAAUGAUGAACGAGAGCAGCCUAAAUGUAAGCUCUUCCUGACAGAAGUCAUGGUGCACCGUAUCCUACUAGAGAAAUGGACAUGGGUAGCUAGUUCUAUCCAUGCGGUGGAGCCCAUGCUGAACUGCAGUAUAACACCAUGGCUUAUGGAAGACUCUCCAGAAAAGUCCUUACGGGAGAAAAUUGUCAACGUGGACCAGUGGAAGAACAUGCCAAGGAAGACAUUUGGCCCAUUGUGAAGCCGAUCUUUUCCCUUGACAGUCACUCUAGCGUGUGUAAAUCGUGUUUGCAAUAGUAUAAUGUGACAUGUUUAUGUUUUGAAACUACUGCAGAGGUAUGAAAACAGAUAUGGGAGAAAAUGCUGAAUGUGUAAGGGUCUCCCCACCCCCCUUUUAUUUUAAAUCCUGAUGGGAGAGAAUAAGAAUGGAUGGUGGUAUUUAGUACCUAAGAUUAGAAAUGGACACUUUAUUCUAAUAAGAGAGUUGCAAACUAAGUCACUCAUAUUCUAAAAGAAAGCAAGGACUCAGAAAACAUUAGUUAUUUGCAGUAUAACCGUUAUCUCUUUAAGCAUAGCCACUUAUUUAAAUCAGGCACUCUGUAUUCAUUAAGGUUUAUGAAAUGAAAUAAAAAGAGAGAGCUUUAUGUAGCUGUGCAUGUCAGUUUGCUAUUUAAAACGUGUGACAGCAUUUCUCAUAUUAGACAGAAAUUGGCAGUGAUUCCACAAUGAGCAUCGCGCUUUCAAACCAGAAUUUAGAGGAUGUGCUGUAGAUGCCCCCCAAUAGAAAUAUGUUGAAAGCAAUUGGCUAGAAUCAAAGUAUGACCUUUUCUUCUGCCUUUAUUUCUGGUGAAGGUUCUCUUCACCUACUGUAGACAUACAAAAUUUAAAGCUUUUCACACUAACUCAAUUCUUGUAGUAAUUUUAUUUGCCCUGUGCUAAAACCUUAAGCCAACCCUUUUCAAUGUAAUUACACAAAAGUGCACAGAAACCUAACUGCUACCUUCUACUCUGUCUUGAGGCUGCAUGGAAAGUUCUAGCUUACAUGCCAAGCUUGUCCAAGUACGACCCCAGUCCAUGGUGGCUGCUCUUCUUUGUACCAAAGAGUUCAAGAUGGUCUCUGUAGUUCCUUCUCUAGUGCUCUGAGGUUCCUCCAAUGCUAUCAGGCCUGCAAUAUGAAGCCCAGUGCAUCGAGACACUGGAUUUGCUUGUGCAGGCCCUCAGACAUUCCAGAAUACAACUGGUUAGUAACCAAUUAGAAAUCAGCUUAGUUACUGAAAGGACCUAUACUGUUGUUUGGCAUUGACUGCUUAGAAACUUAUAAUAGCUGUAGGUUAACAUGAGUCAUAGGUGUAGCUGUAUAUAGAUUGAGCCUAGUGUUCCUUCUCAGUUUUGUGACUUGAUUUAUUUAUCUGGUAAUUUCAUUUUGCUUAGGCUUAUGAAAAUACUAUUUACUGAGCUCGAGAGUACAAUAAAUAUACGUUUGUUCUCAAAGUUAGCAGUUGGAUUUUAACACUCAAAAACGCAGUCUUAAAAUCAGGAGAGCUAAAUAAACAAAUUUAACAAAUUAUAAUCCCUGACAUGGUAGAAGGUGGAAGAUGUGUCCUGCUCAUUAAACAUGUCGGUUCAUUGAGAGUAACAUAGACUGCCAAUUUUUUUUUUUUUAGAUACUAAGGUUCAAUAAAAUGCAUGAACAAUAGGAAAAUGCUGAACAUGAUUUUGAAUGCUAGCUGCUUGGAUGCUAACUACGGCAUAUCUGCUUUCAGAUUAAAAAUAUGUAUCUUUGCAUAGCUUAUUCCAUGUAUGUUCUGAAAAUUUGUCUUAAAUUAUGAAGACCCCAAGCCAAGAAGAUAAAGUAUAAAAUCGUCCUUUAAAUUGACCAUUUUUUUCUGAGUGUUCUCUUUUUGCAAUGUGUAAGAUUUGAAGUUUUAAUGAAAAUGAUCUGAGAAAUCUGCAGAGUAUAAAUUGUAUUGAAAGCCUUGUACCUUCUUGGAAGAAACCAAGCCUAUAACAAGACUAUUUGUGUGAUCAGUGGGUAGCGUUAGCGCCGUCCUGGUUUUUGUAUUGUUAUCUAACAUGCUUAACACACUGCCAUGUCUUAAUGAAUCAGAGAAGAAUUGAAGCUUUCAAUUAAGAUAAUAAUAAUAAUAAUAAUAAUAAAAUCCUAAAUUGUACUACAAAAAGCAAUGCAUAUGAUAAAAAAAAAUGGAAACACGUAAAAGUAUGUAUCCACAAUGAAGUAUGUGCUUUUAGUUAAGAAUUAAACACACUUUGGUGAACUUUCACGCUCUUUGAAAAAAAAUAAAAUCAGUGCUGCAUAGUUUGGUAAUUUGAUUCAAUCGAAGUUAUAAAUGAAUGGAAAAAUCUGUUGUGGAAUCUUUGAUGGUUUCCACUGCCUCUAACCAUAGGUUUUGAUUUUGUGAUUUUUUAAUUCUGAUAAUGGAAUCUUAGCUAUUCUGUAUGCAUUGUUGAAGACAUAAUGUUUUUCAAAGUAGGCAGUUAGGUGUAGUUGGGUGAACAUUGAGAAAGGUAGCCAGGAGUUUGUUCUACUUUGCCACAAACGGAUAUAAUGUCCCCGCUCUCUUUGGAUCUCAGUGUUGUGUUUGUGUAUAGAUAGGUCAGAGAUCAGUCUUCAGGAGUGAGCCCUUAUGCCACACAAUUAAUAAAGCAAAGAAAAACAGCAAAAAGAAUCCUAAGCAAAUUACCCAGCUCUGGCUUCUGAACAAUAGGUUAGACAAUGAGAAGUCCUGGCUGUUUUAGUUUCUAAUGUAAAUAGGGUCCCUUAGUAAAAGUGAAUUCAGUCUUACGUAGGAUGGAUUGGAUAACUACACAUGAGAUGGCUUUUACUUUUGCUUAAACAAGCGUUUGGGAUCAUCUCUGAGGAAUGAAAAUCGGUUGUGCAUUUUCAUCAGGAAAAGAUACAAGAUGUGUAUAACAUUUGGAAAUGUGUCCGAGGAUGAAUGGAAAUGUUCUCAUUUUUUUGAAAGCUAAGAACAACAACAAAAAAAGAAAUGUAGGGUGCUACUAAGGAUCGUGGAUGCCAAGAGAUAUUUUAAAGCCAAUUUGUAAAAACGAUAACCCGUAAAUUCUGUUUAAAAUUAGAAAAGUAGGACAAGAAUUUUGAAGUAAGCCAGUUUAUCUUUAGAAUGAUAUUGUGAAAUUGGCUUUAAAUAUAACCAUUCCGAUCAAAAUGUAUUUAUGGAGUCUGAUUACAUAGCCCUUGUUACUGUCAUUCCACACAGGCUAAAAAGGCCUCUGUAAGGAUAAAAUGACAGUAUCUCUUUCCUAACUGGUGUGGGCUUAGGAGUGAUCCACACUAAGGUGAAUAUUUAUGAUCCUGGAAUGUUUGUAAGCAUUGUAAAUGCACAACUGCCAUCUCCAAAUAUUUUCUUAUAAGACUGUUUUUAGAAGAAGAAAAUUGUUUAAAACAAACAAAAGCUAUUGUAUUUUCAUUUACUCAAUUUCUAGGCUAAAAGAGUUCACUGAAUAAAAUUUUCCAAUCAAAAUUCCUAUAGUCUUAUUCUCCAGUAGUCUAGGCAUUCCUAUGUGAUUAUUGUGUCUCUCUACCACUGUUUUUUUGAGUCAAUGGACUUGAGAAGUAUUCUGACAUUUAUAUGGCUUCACAGAUAUAUUGCUAGUUCAGUCAUAGAUUGGAGUUUGCAUAUUGUAAUGUAAGUGUAUGUCCAACACUAUUCUAAAUAGUUUAUGACUGAAGUUUAAUUAAAUAAAAGGUUGUAAAAUGUGAUGUGUAUGUGUAUAUACUGUAUGUGUACUUUUUAAAAUAGGUAUAUGUCCUGACCCUUUUGAUACAGGUUUGAAUUUGAAAUUACAUUAUAUAAACAUAUACUUUAUUGUUCUAAAUAAAGAAUUUUAUGC
This is a messenger RNA of Mus caroli (Ryukyu mouse), 5570 nucleotides long. Lineage: Eukaryota; Metazoa; Chordata; Mammalia; Rodentia; Muridae. The record is from RefSeq and is a predicted model, not a curated record.